Messenger RNA from Hemibagrus wyckioides, 2088 nucleotides. Its product is annotated as leucine-rich repeat neuronal protein 4. Gene Ontology annotation, molecular function: protein binding. Bases 159 to 884 code for a protein of 241 amino acids. The transcript is spliced from 2 exons. Lineage: Eukaryota; Metazoa; Chordata; Actinopteri; Siluriformes; Bagridae. The record is from RefSeq and is a predicted model, not a curated record.
GAGGGAGGACUCAGGAGGGGAGGCGAGGGAGGAGGAAAAUAAGGAGGCGAUUGUUGGGGAGUUGGAGACGUUUAUAAAGGCUGGAAUGAGAGAAAAACAGACUCACCACACACACACACACAUAGAAGAUAGUCUGGACUUCUAAUCACACAGACACCAUGUUGAGAGAGUGUCCUGCUCCUCCACUCCUUCUGUGCAUCACUUUACUCAUUUCCUCCAUGUUAAUUUCAUCUUCAUCAUCGCAGCACAAUGCCAGCCGACGACUCGGCGCUCCCACUCCUCGUUUGUCUGGUCCUGGUGAAGACUACGAUAACGUGUAUGACAUUCUUACCACAGAAUCGGCGCACAAACCCACUCGGCAUAUAUCCUGUGAGUACGACCACUGCAAGGAUCAGCAGGAGUCGUGCCAGAAGCUCGCACUCGCUCUGUCCUGCGCCUGCCCCGGUAUCAGCGGCCCAUUUGAGCUUCCGGACCCUCCUUCUCUCCAGGGUCUGUUUUUAGAAAGCAAGGGAACCGUGAUCGUGCGGUGGUGUGCACCAUCCUCCACGGUCACGCACUACCUCGUUGUGGUGAAGGGUCAGAAUGAGGUGCGCAAAGCGAAAGUGGAUAGGAGGAUGAUGGAGCUGGGAAAUCUAGAUCCUGGCACUGAGGUGUGCGUUGAAGCGGUGAACAAGGUGGGCACCAGUGCCCAGAGGAUAGAGUCGUGCAUCCAGUUUGAGCCCAGCACCUCCAAGAUGAAGCUUACUAUCAAGUUGGUGCUCAUCGGAGCAGCGGUGUUGUUGGUGGUAGGGAUUUUGGUUAUGGUGCUCUUGAUCUGGUGGUGCAGGAGACACCGGAAAAGUCCAACACAGACAGCAAACACAGGAGCUGAUGUGGUUCUCUGAGGAACCGGAAACACAAAGCAGGAGUCUAAUAACUGCUGCUUGGUGGACUUUUACUGGAUUUUUUUAAAUGUCUGUGUACAAAAGCACUUUAAUAACUUUGUUGUUUGAGUAUUAAUUAUGUGUGAUUUUGUGGCUUUUUGUUAUAUAUUUUUCGUGAGUUGUCUUUUAUCCCUUGGUCAGAUUUCCCCCCCCAAUGUAUGUAGUGAAAACCAGCUCCUAAAUCCUCUACAUCAUGCUUGCCCCUGCUGAAGACUCUACAGCUGGAAAAAUUUUAAAUCUUUCCCUUUCUGAUUAGUGUUUUGUAUUUUGUGUGUCACAGAACCAACAACACUGAGGUUCUGCUGUCAGAAAUAAGACACUUAGCUUCUUUUCUCACUAUGACAAUAUGACUCUCUGAUUAGCUGGAGUGUGAGCCAUCAGAGCCACAGGGUUGAGAAGAAAGAAUUCAGCAACAGCUUGCAGUAAAUUCUAUUUUCAUGUUUGUGUUUUAAAUAAACCGAUAUUUUCUUAUAAGCAUGUCAAAUGGUGGUGGGUGGGGGUGAUGAAUAACAGUGACCAUGUUACAUUUGGUUGCCUUUAGGGGGCAGAGCUGAGCUUGGUUCGCUACAGAUGAAACAAAUAUUGCUUGAUAAAUUUCAUAUUCAAAUUCAUGUUGAAUCCUCGAUUCUGAUUGGUCAGAAGGUGUCUGUAAGGAGAUUUAACACAGAAGCAGUCUCCUGUGUCAGAGUUAAAGCAGAUACGAGGGAACACGGCAUGCUGUGUUUAGUUUAUUUUUUUGUUUAAAAAAUUUACUUCUAGAGAGAGAAUAAAAGAGAGGCUGGUGAAUGAAGCACUGUUUAUAGCUGCUGUAAAGUAACUUUUUUGUGGAAGUGUCACUAUAAACAAAACACAUGAUUUAUCACAGUCCAGAAAGAAUAAAAUGCUUUAAUGUGUGCUGUUAUAGGAAAAUGAUCCAGUUCCUGCUCAGAUACCAGCAUGCCCCUAAAUGUUUUAUUCUUUUGGACUGGUAUAGUUUUGGCUAAAAUGAGCCAGAAUUUCAACCACACGUUGCUUUGUUGACCAACUUUAGUGGUCAUCGCUAUGAGCUAGUCAAGACAAGCUAGCUGUAUGCUGUCUUACAGACUGUUGAACGCAAUGUUCAAAGACAAUGAAGAAGUUUGGAAAUUCCACUUAAACAAAUAAAUAAAUAACACUACUGAAGGUU